UCGGAGGGAGUGGUCGACGUGUGUCACCGCGCGAACGCGUUUUUUUUUUCUCAGUAUCAAAUAUAAACGGAUACAACAAUCGAGAAUAAUAAUCGCACCAAGUCCCCGUCGACGUCGACACAAAAACAAAAUUCUCAUAAGUCGUGAAAAAUUUUCCUCGGCCAUACCGGAAUAAUGUUUACGAUAACAAGAGUACCGGUCAACAGUGACAGAGUGAUUCAUUUUUUGCGUUGAGUAAUAUUCAAUAAUCCAUACUUUCCUCUGAGGAAAAAUUUGUGUUUCGGUGGUGAAUAGCUGGAAGCGUUGAGCUUCAUUUGUUUUUUGUUGUAUCGUGGAACAAUUUAUAUCGUGGAACGGUAGAGGCCGUUGAUUCAGUGUGUGUUUUUCGUGAUUCUCGGAUUAUUGUCAUUUUAUUUGGUGUUUAUUUGAACCACGGAAUAAGGACUUGAAGAUGACGGCAGACGGACUGUUUGAGACCACCAGCAUCCCGGGGCAUCUCGCUCCCACGCCAGAACGACUUGAGCGGCUUCUUUCAAAACAGACCCUCGAGGAACUCUAUGAGGUUGAGGAACAACCUUUCGCACGAGGAAAGUACGCUACAGUGAGACGAUGCAGGGAGAGAUCAAGUGGUAGACAGUGGGCAGCCAAGUUCCUCAGGAAGAGACGACGUGCACAGGAGCUGAAGGCUGAAGCUCUUCAUGAAGUCGCGGUGCUGGAUGCCGCGGCACACUGUCCACAACUCGUUUCGCUUCAUCAAGUAUUUGAGACAAAUACCGAGAUGGUGCUUGUUCUAGAGCUUGCUCCAGGUGGUGAACUACAGAUGGUACUUGACAGGGACGAAGUGCCAGAGGAGCAUCAAGUCGUCAGGCUUCUUCGACAGAUUCUCGAUGGUAUCGCCUUCCUUCACUCCUUCAACGUGGCACAUCUCGACAUCAAGCCCCAAAAUUUGGUUCUAACCGGUGAAUUCCCGGACUGCGAUGUAAAGCUGUGUGACUUUGGAAUUUCAAGAUAUAUAAGUCACGGUGCAGACAUCCGUGAAAUUUUGGGCACGCCCGAUUAUGUUGCUCCUGAAGUCCUGAACUACGAGCCGAUCAGUCUAGCAACGGACAUGUGGUCGGUGGGAGUUUUGCUGUACGUUCUCCUGACAGGAUGUUCACCAUUCGGCGGUGACACGAAACAGGAAACAUUCUGCAAUAUUAGCCGAUGUCGCCUCGAUUUCCCGGAUGAUCUGUUCGAGGAUGUGUCUGGAGAGGCUCGUGAUCUCAUGCAAAAGCUGAUGGUCAAGGAUCCAAGCCAACGCCUGACGGUGACGGAGUGCCUGGAGCACCCGUGGUUCACCGGAUGCAGGAGCCCAGAGAUCCCCCUCUCAAUUCCACCAAUGGAAAGCAUCACAGACGACUAUCCGCUGACUUCACCAGUGGUCCCUCCAGAGGAGACAUCAUUACCAGAAAGAUCAUCAACCCCAGAGCCCACAGCAAUCAUUGACUCUGUCCAGAACUCCCUAGAUUCGAUUCCCGCCCUGAAAUCCCUCUCCAAGGAUUCGAAAUUCGAAUCAAGAACAUUACCGAAGCUCUCGGAUUACAGAAAAAGUCCGGCCAUGCCCUUGAGGAUUGGCCUGAGUCCAGACAGAAGGGACACCUUCAAGAAGAACAUGGACUCACUAGCCCAGAAGUUCUCAUCAGGUGAAAUAGUAAUUAUCGAGCAAAACGUGGCAACCCAGAGACGAGCCAUUGGCAAUCACACGAUGCCAGCCGGUGAAGUCUUCAAGUGCACACCAGUUUUUAUUCUGGGUGAGGAGCAACAGUGCGACAGCGGUAGUGACACUGUAUCCGAGAUAUCAACGGACAGCUCGAGCGAUCGCAGUAGCAUUUACUCGGACGACUCCCUGGAUUUUAUUCUUUACGGUAAAAGCCAAGGUAGAGCGAGUUUUCCAUUCGCAGGUACUGAGACAGACCGAUGGGAUCACAGACAUCACACGAGGCCCUGGCCAAGAGAGUGCAAUGGCGUUGUCAGCAAGGCACUCAGUCGUUUCACUGCUGAUCCCUCCAGCAAGGCAUCCAGGGCAACUGUUCCACCCUCCAGCAGAGCUAAAACUGGUCUCGAGGCACUCAGGGAACGUGGUGGCAAUCUUGUUGUCAUUCGUGAGCCUGUCAGGGCUGGGAGAUACACGAGGUACAGCGAGGUACAGUGUGAGUCUGUCCAGGCGAGGAUCAGAAGGUUCCAGGUUCAGGGUGGAUCGUAAAGAAUGGAUUAGCCUUAGGUAAAGCUUUCUUAGGUAAUCGUCGAUCUCCUACAAGGAUGAUAACACGGAAAACAGGGAAAUUGUCGUUCUACUCUUGUUGAGGGACGUAUGAAAUUAAUCCAGAGAUAAUCGGUGGUUUUCGUUUGGAAAUUCUCAAUCUUUUCUCCAGGUAUAUCUCUGAAUACGAAACUCAGGGUUCAUUCAAACACAUUUUCAUCGAUAAUUGUUCAUUAUUUAUCAGUGAUAAUUGAGAGAUGAAAGCAUUGGGCAUGAGAAUUUCAAUUGGUGUUGGGCACUUUGAGGUUCUGGAGUCCCUCAACCUGAGGCAUCAGGGUUGUGAUUGUGCAUUGGCGUGAAUGAUUAUUUUGGAAAAUUUUUAUUGUAAAUAGCGAUUGGAUGGGUGAAACUGGUGUUAGCUUGAUGUACAUAUGUAUUAGGGAUUGAUGAAUGAGUGAGAAAGUGAGAGGGGUAGAGGGAGAGAGAGAAAGAAUGAGUCAAGAGAUUAAUGUGAAAUGCGGACGCAAUUUGUCCUCUGCCAAUUUAUCAAUAGACUGACUGGCCGUCCCCACGAGAUAAUUGCGAAUCGGAUUGAGUACGCAAUGUACCGAUAAGUGUUCGUCAAAUAAACGCCAUAUUAUAGAUGAAUUGACCAGCGCGUCAAAUCGUGAAAGAGAGUCAUAGCUUUUUGUUUUUUUAUUUUGAGGUGUUACUGUGACUCUUUUUAACGAUUUGAAUGUGAAAAACUUUAAUAUCUUGGGUGCCUUUGUUAGUAAUCCUUAAGUCCACUGUAUACAAAACGCACAAGAAAUCACAAAUUUUUGAGAAAAAUGUAGUGCCUACUCCUGUAUUCAUCGAUUUAUUAUCGUUUUACGAUAAUUGUGAGGUAGUGUUUCAUUUGAAAAAUGAUUCAGUUUUGAGGGAUUUGGUGAAUUUGGGGAAUGAGAGUUUGAGAAUAUUGUAACGGGGAUAUUGGAUUAUUUAAUUUUUGUUAUUCAACAGUGCUGUGCCUUAUGCAAUCCCGAACGAAAUUUUAUAACGUCGUACGAUCAAAAUUGAGAGCCUAAACGAGUUUUUAGGCAUCUUUAAUUCAUGUCGCUGACAUUUUUUUCUCUCAACACUUUACCAUUUAUCCUCGAUUAAAUAAUUGGUGAAUGGUUAAAGUUGAAUACGCAUUGGAUAAUAAAUUAUUGUUCAUCAGGACAUCAAAUGUUAUCUUCGAUGGAUAGACUGACUCAACCACUUAUCAGGAAAAAAAUAUUAUCAAAAAGAAUAAAAUAUAUCAAGUGUUCUCAGGUAGAAAAGUGACGAACGCGAUAAUAAAUCCGCUGAGUGAUUAGAAUUAAAAUUAUCAGUAUGGCGUUGUAGGAAGAUUAAUUCGUGUACAUUAGUAUUUCGUAAUUUAAUUUAUCGUUUAAUAUCUCCUACGAAUUGUUUUUUUUUUUUCCUUCAAACUUAAAUUAUUCUGGAAUCGAAGCUGGUGAUGGCAUGUUUUUUUCCUUCUCUAGAAGUUUUUUUUUCUUUUUCUUUUUAUCACUUCUUUUUCUGAAUCAGCGGCCACGAGCAAUCGAGAGUGUUGCACCCCUAUUUGUAAAUGCUAGUCAUAAUUUUUUGCAUCACUCUGAGAGCAUCUGGUCAAAAUCUGUUGUUGAAGUGUAAUUACAAUUAUAUUUUUCUCCCGCAGAAUGUAAUACUCGGUGUGACGAAUAAAAUUGAUGCUCGCUCAAUGUUCUUUCUGUUGUGAUUCAAAAAUUGAAUAAGACGAGAUAAAAUUUAAAGAAAAAAAAAACAUGGGGAAUCAAA
Fopius arisanus is the source of this 4042-nucleotide messenger RNA. Its product is annotated as serine/threonine-protein kinase 17A. Lineage: Eukaryota; Metazoa; Arthropoda; Insecta; Hymenoptera; Braconidae. The transcript is spliced from 6 exons. Gene Ontology annotation, cellular component: nucleus. Gene Ontology annotation, biological process: positive regulation of apoptotic process; intracellular signal transduction; protein phosphorylation. Gene Ontology annotation, molecular function: protein serine/threonine kinase activity; ATP binding. The coding region runs from base 452 to 2242 and encodes 596 amino acids. The record is from RefSeq and is a predicted model, not a curated record.